GCCUCGGGCCCCGCCCCCAUCACCCCCAGGGCUGGAGACGCGUCCGGGGCUUGCGGCAGCGGCCCUGGCGAGGGGCGCAGGCUCGAGGCACCAACCCUGGCUUACCCUACUGGGGGAAGGUGGGAUCCACUGACCAGACCCUGACAGCCUUCCUGGGCACCGGAGGCUUCAGCCCCCACCACGACUCGCCUUUGCCUACAGCAUGCAGUCCCAGGAGAGUGGGGUCCGCUACAGCAGGUGGGACAACAGCAACCGGGAUGAAGUCAGCAUGACUGCCAUGUCCAGCACAGAGGAGCCCUCAUGCUAUAGGAGGCUCUCCCAGAAGUUGUGCUCAGGCAAGCUGGGGAUCGCCAUGAAGGUGCUGGGUGGAGUGGCCCUCUUCUGGAUCAUCUUCAUCUUGGGCUACGUCACUGGCUACUACGUGCACAAGUGCAAAUAAAUGCUGCCCCGCUCCCGCCCCCCACUCCCUCCCAUGUCCACAGACCCCAGGGCAUAUGAAGAUGCCAGCGUGCACUGUCAGCACAGCUCCAACAUCCUAGCGCAGGCAGCAUCAGCUGCAUACAUGCUGGGACUAGGCUCAGUCCCAGUAGAGCUGGAGGGAACCUCCCCAGGCUGGGCGCUACCUAUGGUGUCCACAUCCCUUUGACCAAUGCUAGGCCAGAUCUUCCUCAGUCUAGGGCUUGGCCUGUCUGUAACUGAGGCAAGCCACAGCAUGUGCUCCUCCCUGUGGCCUUGGGCAAAGCUCCUGGCCCUCUAGGCCUUCCAGAUUCCUGGCUGUGCCCUGAAUAAUGAUGUGUCCCCUACCUAUUCUUUUUAGGGGACACAGAUAAGGCCCCAUAUAGAAGACCUGUUUCUGUAUAUGGCACAGAGGCCUUUUCAAACACAACAUUGUAUGCUUUUUAUUUGAGAGAGGGUUUCUCUGUGUAGCUUUGGCUGUCCUGGAACUCACUUUGUAAACCAGGCUGGCUGGUCUUGAACUCAGAUCCACUUGCCUCUUUCUUGAGUGCUGGGAUUAAA
Arvicola amphibius (Eurasian water vole) is the source of this 1017-nucleotide messenger RNA. It is a transcript of the gene Smim1, whose product is annotated as small integral membrane protein 1 (Vel blood group). The record is from RefSeq and is a predicted model, not a curated record. Bases 203 to 439 code for a protein of 78 amino acids. NCBI's taxonomy places the organism in Eukaryota, Metazoa, Chordata, Mammalia, Rodentia, Cricetidae. The transcript has 4 exons.